Molecule: messenger RNA, 4503 nt
Organism: Cryptotermes secundus
Lineage: Eukaryota; Metazoa; Arthropoda; Insecta; Blattodea; Kalotermitidae
Product: serine/threonine-protein kinase DDB_G0283821
Exons: 8
Coding region: 108-3461 (1117 amino acids)
Biological process (GO): protein phosphorylation; positive regulation of apoptotic process; intracellular signal transduction
Cellular component (GO): nucleus
Molecular function (GO): protein serine/threonine kinase activity; ATP binding
Source: RefSeq, a predicted model, not a curated record
UACAGCAUCAGUAGAGGUCCAGCGACCGCCCGUGUGCCUCGCGUGUGCAGAUAUCUUCAGUGUAUCACCGCCAAAGUAACACAGGAUCUGCAGCUAGCGGAAGCAAGAUGCGCGGUACAGGAGCCAGAACUGGCGCCAAUAGUAGUGGUUCCGGAUGCGCAAAAGGUAUGCGCAAUAGCAAGAAGACAAAACAACAGCAACAAGUCGUACAGUGGAAACAAAGAAAUGUGCAAGAAGGGAUUGUCAUUGUUGAUGAAAUUCAAUUGUCGAAACUUAUUAAGAGAGAUCCGAUUCAGACGUUCUAUGAGCUGGACCCAGAACCCUUCGCAACGGGCCAAUUCGCCUCAGUAAGCCGGUGUCGAUCACGUGACACCGGCCAACAAUUCGCGGCCAAGUUCUCCAGCAGAGCUCGAUAUGGCGAGGACUGUAGUGCAGAGAUCCAUCACGAGAUAGCGUUGCUGUCGCUGUGCUCGCCAUCUUCACGCGUUAUCCGUCUGCACGAUGUUUUUGAAACUCCGACAGAAAUUAUUCUCGUCCUCGAAUUUGCUCCGGGAGGUGAUCUGCAGACCAUUAUAGACGACAAUCUAGUGCCAUUUGAAGCAGACGUAGUGAAGUUCGUGCGUCAGCUGGUAGAGGGCCUUGUCUACCUGCAUGAGAGGAAAGUAGCCCAUCUUGACAUCAAGCCUCAGAAUCUUGUGAUGAUGGCCGACUUUCCGGACUGUGACGUCAAGCUCUGCGAUUUCGAGAUAUCGAGAGUAAUUCUCGAGGGAAUUGAGAUACGUGAGAUAUUAGGAACACCAGAUUAUGUGGCACCAGAAAUUCUGCACUACGAACCAAUAACACUGAAGGCAGACAUGUGGUCCCUGGGGGUGACGACGUAUGUCCUACUGACGGGGUUUUCCCCCUUUGGUGGGGAGACAGACCAGGAGACAUUCUGCAACAUAUCACGGGCAGAGGUGGACUUCCCCGAGGAACUGUUCGAGGAUGUGUCUGAGGAGGCGCGGGAUUUCAUCCGCUGCUUGCUCGUGAGAGACCCAGGAGCACGGCCAAGCGCAAAGGAAUGCCUACGCCACAAAUGGCUGUCCAAGAAGAUCCCUCGCACAUCAACACCGCCAUCUCUGUUACGUCAAGAUUCCUCAUUGGUCGCGACAAAGGCGACAACACGAGCGGCGUCACCAAGUGAGGACUCCACGCGCAUGUCUCAAAGAAACGCGACGCAGCAACAGAAGAACUUGAGGAAGUAUCUGUCGAAAUCUCGAGAAGCGUUGUUCGAACGGGUGGUUCAACAACAGCAACAACACCAAAAGAACAACUUGAGGAAGACCACGCUACUUUCCCAAUACCACAAGACAAGACGCCUCUGUGAGAGUCAGAUGUCUUUAGUGUCAAAGUCCCGGGAGCGACUCCUCAUGAUGGAUCAUCAAAUGUCUCCGCACAUCAGUCGCUCAAGAGAGAAACUGUACGGACUCCGAAGUCUGUCAAAGUCACACGAGGUGCUGGACCUCUGUAAGUCAGCUGCUGCAACUGGAGGUCAGGCUCCACAUGGCGUUGGUUUAGGCAUACUAAAGACGUUGACAAGAGCAACCACAGCCGAUUUGAGCAUGAUCCCACUUUUGAGGCAAAGACUGAUGGGUCAUGGUUCAUCCACAACGUCCAUAUCCUCCUCUGUUACUACCGAGCACGACACUGAGGAAACAUCAGUUCCUCUUCCUCCAUCUGAACACGUGAAGUUCAGCAGGAUGUGUUCAGUACCGGUCAGUGCCAUCACGUCACCAAUCACCCCCUCACCACUACAUGAAUUAUUAGAGAAUUCAUCACAAUCGCCCAACAGCGCCACUAAAUCACAAAUUAUACCUACGCCGACAGAAGACAAUUUACGAGAAAAGAAUAUGGAGCACAUCACGCAAAUACCAGCACUUCUGAGCCCCAAACUGCUUAAAGAAACAAUUAAAAAUCAAUCAAAAUUUGAAAUGUUUUCCAGUAGUCCUCUGCCGGUUUGCGAAGCUAAUCUCAUACCCCAUGAAGAACAAAAUGAAUUUAAAACGCCUGAUGGAACGGCAUCUUUGAAGACACAAACAGGUGACACAUGCACUUGGGAAAAAAACGAGGCAAGAACAGAUGCCUUCGACGGUACAGAGAUCGAUUGCACAUCGAGUUAUCAAGAUGACGGACCAGGUGAAGAUAUUAAAUCCGAAGAAGAACCGAAGUUGAAAUACGAAGACGCAGGAAAACACACGGAUCUUCCACAGGAAAUAGUGCUGAAUCAACAAGACAUCCCUAACACUUCAGAGUCAACGACAGAAACUAGAGCCGAAAAUAAAAACGAAGCUUCGGUGUGUAUAAAGAACUGUGAGGACGUGACUGAAGAGGACUCAGAGCCACGAUACACUGUAGCACAGCUCGUCUCGGCCUUCAACCGUCACCAGGAAGUCGUAACAAAAACAUCUCUGGAAGUAACCAUGACAACCAGCGACAAGGGAACUAAAAUCCCGCCAAUGAUCUUCAAUACGGGAAACAGCGCUUUCCCUACUGGUCCAAAUGCCCUGAGACUUUUCAUACCUGACAUUCACAUAACCAAUGAACAACCAAAGAGAAAACAGAAAAGAAAGUACAAUUUGGGUUUGAGGUUUCCAAACUCAACCGAACUAAACACCGAAAAAGAAGCUUCCAAGGAAACCACCGAAUUAUCCAAAGACACUUAUCAAACGGAAGACGAUGAAUCCUUCCAAUCACUUGAAAGUUCAAGUUCUCUGGCGACCAGUGACUAUGACUCCAUUACAAAUUUCUCAAUGCCGGAAGUUCCUGUCGAUAAAGAACAAAAUGAGAACUCGAAAGAUAAAACUACGACAGAAAAGGAAGAGGCAAGAACACCAGUGCCUUACUUUGAUGAAAACGCCGACAGCACUAACAACAAUAAACAUCAUGACGAUUCAAGUUUCAUUUGUACAUUAGUUGUUGAACCUCCAUCAGAUGACAAAGUUCUGAAUACAGAACCUGGUGAAUCUCAACACCACGUUAACAUCAAUAAAUUCCGACUGGCUGCAGAAGUGACGCCGAAUUAUCUAAGAUCUGGGUCCCUCUCUAGCGAUACGAGUGGAUCUAGUUCUAUGUCAUGGGAAGAACUGACUCCUCCGUGUUCAGCGACUCCUACAGGCAACAAGAAUGAGGCUCAACAGUGGCCUCAGAAACAGACCAUUCCUCUCAGUUCAGGUCGUCAGGCGUCAAGAAGCAGGUCUCCUAGCGUGAAUCGAGAACCAUGGGGCAGGAUAUGUACUGGGACUUACAACAGAGCCCUGGAGAAGAUCAACAGUAAACUGAACAAACACGAAAACUCUGCAGUCGCAGAUCCCAACAGGAGACCAAACAGGAAGUCACUGACACUGCUAAGUCCACCUGAAGUGAUCAGCGCUUCCGAGAAAUUCCGGAGGAAGUCAAUACCUGUUAUCAAACAGCUUUCGUGAAGCAGACUGAGAAGUGUCCAAAAUUUAAUGUAGAAAAUUCAUAUACGAAAGCGCAGUUUGGAUUUUCAAAUGCUCUGUGCAAACCUGCGGCUGACCGAAAGUGUUUCAAUGAAACAACAGCACUCAGAAUUCAAAAUGCAAUUAGUAUUUGGAUACCUAUGAAAGAGAUUAAUUCGUGGAAUUUCUGAAGUAGUAUUUGCAUUAAUAUUGCUUUCUUACAGAAAUAAUUCUCAAUCAUCUAAGUCAUGGUAGAGAUAACAUUAAGGAAGAUUUAGUAAUAAUUUAUAUUGUUUAUCUAUUAUUUUAACGUAUCGCACGGAUUCGUGAGAAAAUAAUCAAAUUUUAUAACUUACAGUGACGAAGUGGUUAAAGAGAGAUUAACACAAGUGUGAUAUUUGACAGGCUCAAAAACUGAUAAAAUAUUUAGGAUAAUUUUCCAUAUCUUCUGCAGAAUUACAUUUUUGUUUGCGUUGUCAUCGUUGUUUAAAUUUAAUUGAAUUCGUGUUCACCGCUUUUCCUGACAUAUAUUCAUUUAAAAAAUAUCACCAGAACAUAUUUCCAUCGUAUUUCUUAAUUAAAUAAUUUUCACCUAAUUUAUAGGAAAAAAAAAGGUCCAUUUUGUAUCAAAUUGAACAUUCGACGGCAAAUGUUGAGGGAAAAAAUUCAUUUUAAAAGUUUCAAUGCAGCUGUUCCUCUACACACAAAUCUAAAAUUCUUGUAAUUUAAUGUAGAAAUGUACACUAACUUGCACUCUUUAUUAAAUGUAUAGUAAUGCAACUAAAACAGUAAAAUAUGUUGAUGGCUGUACCUACUGAAUGUACCUGACACCCGAAAUAAUAAACAGGUACAACUGCGAAGGUACUAAUUUAAUUGAUAUUAUUGAAAUAUAAAAAACAUAUAUGUGUUUGUGCUUCCGGUAGUAUAGCGCAAGAUAUUUGCUCACUGAUUAAAAUUAUGAUUAACUAUAAUAAAGUAAUUUUUCCAUUGAAAAUAAUGUCAAAUUUGUAACAAAUGCAGUAAAUAAAAUGUACUUUAAUAAACU